GCGAUGGGGGCGGGGAGCUGCGCCACCGGGGCCGCGGGCGGUCGCCCGGAGGCCCCCGAGCCCCGGGAAGCCAGCACCCGGGCCGCGGCGGGAGGAGGCACUGGCGGAGGAGCGGCCCCCAGGCUCUGCCCGAGGCCUCCGGGGGCCGCGCAGCAACUUCUCUUUGGAAGCCCUGGGGGCGCGCGCGCGCGCUCCCACGCGGGCACGCGCGUCCCCGGCGCCCCGCUCCCCCGCGCGCGCUCCGUCUAUUUUUUUCCCAUCGCUUUCAUUCUCACACUCUAAAGUAGGUCACCGGGUGGAAGUUACAGCCGGUACAGACCCCGGCUUUGAUGCGAAGGCAGAUUUUCCUCCCCGGCCUCGGGCGGGGGGGAUUCACUGCAACUAUUCGGUUCCGUAGAGCUGCCCGCCCCCAUACCUUGCAGCCAGCGCCGGCGACCGUGGCGUUGACGAUGGUCCGCAGAGCGGAGCGGCGGGAAGCCUCUUUUCCCCUAGUUCGGCCGGCCCUGCGCCUGCCCCUGCCCCGCGGACCGGGAGGAGGGGGCGCGACAGGUCGCCUCCCGCGCUCUCCGGCGCCCGCGUCCCGGGUCUGACCGCCUGGGUGAGUGCCUGCUCUUCCGCUGUCAUUACAGUCGCCGAGGGUAACAUGUUUACCUUGAAAACUUAGACGUGAUCCGAACAGCCAGCCGAGCCUGGCGUCAGUAAGGGACUGCGGUGAUGUGCUUCAGAUGUUACACCGGAUAAAUCAGAACCCAGAGCUGUAGGGGACAUGUAGUGUCUAAAGGCCCUGUAUUCCCUUCAAAGGCUCAUACAGAGUGGUUCGUUGUGUGAAGGGCCUCGCUAUUUGAUUCCACUCCUACUACUUUGCAUUUACAUUAUACAUUGAGAAAAUUAUGAACAACAACUAUCACUUCUGAGGGUGGAAACUGCCAUGAAUCACAAAGACAAGAAGUAAUUUUCUGUAAUCACAAGAUGACUCAGUUUCCCAGGGGAGAGAGAAUGAUUGUCCUAGGUUAGGUCAUGUGUCCACCCCUGUCCUACGUGACUGGUAGGCUCCAGCAUCACUCGAAGUCCAGAGAAGGUGCAGUUCCUCAAAGGAAGAGUGGGAUGGAUCAUGCAGCUGCCCAGCUGGAGAAGCAGCACGUGCACGAUGUGUAUGAGAGCACCGCUCCUUACUUCAGCGACUUGCAGAGCAAAGCCUGGCCUCGUGUCCGCCAGUUCCUCCAGGACCAGAAGCCUGGCAGCCUCAUCGCUGACAUAGGUUGUGGAACUGGAAAGUAUCUUAAAGUGAACAGCCAGGUACAUACCCUGGGCUGUGACUACUGUGCGCCAUUGGUAGAGAUUGCCCGGCGUAGAGGAUGUGAAGUCAUGGUAUGUGACAACCUUAAUCUCCCCUUUAGGGAUCAGGGCUUCGACGCCAUCAUCUCCAUAGGAGUCAUACAUCAUUUUUCUACAAAACAAAGAAGAAUCAGAGCAAUAAAGGAAAUGGCCAGGGUCUUAGUUCCUGGAGGCCAGCUGAUGAUUUAUGUUUGGGCCAUGGAACAAAAGAACCGGCACUUUGAGAAGCAAGACGUGCUUGUUCCAUGGAACAAAGCCUUGUGCUCCCAGCCCCUCUCGGAAUCCAGCCAGCCUGGGAGAAAGAAGCAGUGUGGGCAUCCAGAAAGAAGCCAUCCCUACCACCCUCCCUGCUCUGCGUGCCGCUGUCCCGUUUGUUUCCAGGGGCGCUGGGAUUCGAGGCGGUCCCAUAGCGUGGAUUGUGACUCUGCUCUGGCUGGCACCUGCUGUGCAAACAUUUCCAAGGAAGGCGAGGAAGAAAAUGGAUUCUAUAACACGCUGGGGAAGUCUUUUCGUUCCUGGUUUUCCUCUAGAUCUUUGGAUGAAUCAACUCUGAGGAAGCAAAUUGAAAAAAUGAGACCCUUGAAAAACACAGAAAGUUGGGCCAAUAGCACGAUAUCCACCCAGCCUUCAAGACACUCAAGUUUCGACUUAGAUCAUCCAGAGCCAUUUUCAACAGGAGAGCAAAAUUUAGAUGAGGAAGUGUUUGUGGAGACUUCUCAAAAACACCUGGAAUGGCUGAGAGCGCCCGCCACACACAAACACCUAAAUGGAGACCAUCCAAGAGGCGUGAGGAGAAAUGGAGAUGGGAAUUUUCUGGGUAGCACCAAUACCAAGGAGAAUUGUAUGGAUACAGGUAACUUAGAAGAGGGUACCCCUUCUGCUAGUAAAAUAUGGAGGAGGAUUUCUGCAGCUGAUUCCAAAGAUUCUAACCCAGGUGACACCAUUUCUGUCGAAGAACAACAGUCCAACAUUUUGGAUCCUGGUGCCUUUAUGCGCUAUUACCACGUGUUUCGAGAAGGCGAGCUCUAUGGCCUGCUGAAGGAGAGUGUGUCGGAGCUCCAUAUUCUGAGCUCUGGGAAUGAUCAUGGCAACUGGUGUAUCAUUGCAGAGAAGAAGGAAAGUUGUGAUUGACCGGAUCAUUUCAGACAUCUCCUCCAAAAGAUGAACCCCAUUCUUCUCACUGGGUUUGUGAUAUGGUUCCCUGAAGGGCCAUCCAAUUUCGUCAUUUGGUCUGUAUUUAAUCCAUUUAUAUUUUGGUCUAUAGAGACUAUGAAUUCAUCAUCUUUUUAGUCUAUAGACAAGCACAGUGCUUGGCAUCUGAAGCAUCUGACAAAAAGUAUUUGUGGUUAAAUGUUAAUAUAAGAGAUCUGAAGAAGCAAUAUAACAUGAACUUCAAUACAGCUGAAUUACUAUAACAAUACAUGUAUACUGUUUUUCAGUAUUAUAUAGUGAUUUCAAAAGAUUCUGCUUUUAAGUAUACCUUUUAAAAACAUCAUUUGUAUAUAGGAAGGGGUAAUUCCUACUUCUCUGGUUAUAAUUUAGAUCCGUGUGCAAGAUAAUAGGUAAACUCGUACCACUGCACAAAUGUAAAUUGAACCAUGUGAUAAAUUAUUUCAUUGCCAAGGCCUUGCUUCUAUUUAAAGUCUUCAGAAAGGUGAGAGACGGUGGAGAGAGACAAGAAGAGUUCUGAGAACUUUUCUAGAUGAUAAGCGAACUUGCUUCAAGAUAAGUAAAUAAUAAGGUUUUUGAUGUUGCUCAGAAGGCUUUAAAGGCACUGUCAGCAUGUAGAGAGUGGAGUAUGUGGGCACCGGGAAGUUGUUGCAAGUCACCCAGGUGGUAUUCUUCCAACCUUAUUAGAAGCAGGAAUAUCCAGUUACGGCAAGACUAAGAUUGACUAAUGAGUUUUCAUCUGGAAUGAUGCUUUACUUAUGCAUUGAAGGGAUACUUAGGAAAUGAGAAUCUGGUUGAAACAGUGCUUUUUAUUGGUUCUCAAAACAAACAGAUCAUUAAGGUACAAGAUAUUUGGACUUGGUGGAGGACUGAUUGUUGGAUCUUUAAAAAUAAUAUCUGGGCAUUUAUCUUAUUGAAAGGGACUACAUUUUAAUAGUUAUAUUAGGGAUUUAGGUAGAAUCAAGUCCUAUUAAUUAAAGGUUCAAUUUCUGCCACUUUAUAGACAAACGAAUAGCUGGGCACCGUCUGGUCACCACAUCUGUUUACAUUUAACCAUGGGUCUGUUUAAAUCCAUGUCGUGGAUCCUGAGACACACAUAUAAUUAGGAGAAGCAAAAGUAAGUUGACCCAAGAAUACAGUUUCAGGCCGUUCCUUAAUGAGGAGAGAAUCAACACUUGACAAAAGGCUUUUUACUGUAUGGACCACUGUAAACCCAGAGGAAACCCAAUUCUUGUUUUGUUUUCCACUGAAAUUACUAAAAUAGUAUAAGAUUUCAUUUGUGUUGGGCUUAUUUUUCCCUUCGGUAAUUGUGCUCUAACUUAAAAUAAUGAUGCUACUGUCAAAGAAAUUUAAAGGAUUUAAAAAAAAUUUUAUUUUAUUUAUUUAUUUUCAGCUGCAUUGGAUCUUCGUUGCUGCACAUGGGCUUUCUCUAGUUGCGAGUCCCACUAUCUGAAGUGGAGGGGAGCAUGUGCGGGGGAUUCUUGGAAGGGCCUUAAAAACCUCUGCUGGCUUAUUGAUGCUUCACUGGCCUACUUGAGGAAUUCCACAAACAGCUAAACGAUUUGGGGGAAAGUGCGUUAACAUGGACAAAGGAUGCAACCAGGCGAGUGGCCCAUUCAAACUAUUAUUUUUUAAAUUGUCACCAAAGUGAUUAAAUGACACCAGCAAGUCACGGUAACUAACAAACCAUCUAACACAUGUCUUGGAUUAUCAAUUUCGUUUGUUCUUCCCUUCCCACCACACAUCCCUAUAUACAAGAUGGUGUGUGAUUUCUGUUUUUAGUUUGCCUUUCUGUGUCCUUCCAAAUUCUAGAUGUCAGUACUUCCUCUGGGUUUUAAAUGACCAUCAAUUGAAUGGGCAAAAAUUGGCAGUAAUCCAGAGAGAAAAUAAUCCAAAUUUAAAUCAGCUAGGAAUGUUAAUGUACUUGUAUAUUAAUGGCCAUCAAAAGAAUAAGCACUGGUGGAUUUUUUAAAAAUAAAAGUAAAUGGGUUCGGAUGAGGAUAGAGGGUCUAACCCAAUAGUUGUUGAUCUCGGUAGGCGAGGAUAUUCCUUAAAAAUGAGUUGUGAGCACUCAGUUUGGGAGGGAGGGGGAAAUGGGGUAUAACCACUGGCCAGGCAGGUGCAGUCUGGGAAGAACAAAUUAGGGCAAGCCUGAGCAUGUCUCUCCUAUUGUGUAGGAAAUAUGAAAUAAUAACAGCAGCUAACUUCUUAAAUAUCUAACAUGUAUUAUUUUAUCUGUAAUCCUCACCAUUGCUAAGUAUACUUAUUGCUCCCACUUUGCAGAUUAGGAAAACUGGGUCAGAAAGAAAUCAAUUAAAUUGCCCAAUGCCACAUUCAUCUAGUAAAGGGCAGGGCUGAGUUUCAAACCAGGCAGUCUGCCUCCCAGCCUGUGUUCUUACCCACAACACUGUAUACCCCCAGUCAUGGUGCAAGGCAGAUUAUGAGAACAUUUCAAGGGGAAGUGUGAUUAUCCCCUUUCCAAAUAAGCUUUAGUAAGGUUAAGCAAAGAUUUCACAGUUAGACAGUAAUUGGACAGGAAUCCCUUAUAUAUUUUUCCCUAUCUUUUAUAUUAACUUUUUUCAUUUGUAAUUCUCUUUCCAUUUGAUUUUAAUUAAAAAAAAAGUCACAAAAUGCUCUGUGAUCACUUUUAUCCAACUCUUCGAUCCUCUAAAAAUUGGUAUUAUUGUUUUCCCAUUUUAUAGGUGAGAAAAUAGAGGGCUAUUCAGAUAUUUCAUUCCUUCCAUUUGUUCGCUGAACCCUGUUGUGUGCCAAAUACAUAGGAUACUAAGGCAAAGAAUAUCAGGUGUAUCGAGGAUACACAGAAUAUUAGAAUUAACUGAGCAGAAAGUGCCAAACUGGAGCAGUUUUCAUAUUCCUUGUGCACCUACUACCGCAUUCUAUCGGUUUGCUUGAGAAAAGCAAUUUACAAAAACACCUCUUAGAGAAUCUCAAUGCAUAUGAGCAUAUUUAAGGCCUCCCCUAAAGUAAAUUGGGAUUUGAUUUAACUGAGCUUGCCCUCAACAUGGUAACAUCCUCUAGCACAAGCAUUCUGUGGAAUACAUUUCAGAAAAUAACGCACCCAACAGAGUAAAAUGCAGACUCUUUAGGAUGGCCUGCACAUCCCCCCCUUCAUAAAUUCUCCCAAGUAUUUUUCAGCCUCAUCUCUUGCAAUUGCAAACAUUUUUUUCUGUUUUGCAAUCUGCUGUUUUAAACAACACUUUCAUUAGGAUUUACAUAAUGACAAGUAAUUAUCACAUCCCCUGGAUAUAAACUUGAAUUUUAAAUGCCAAUUGUAAUCCUUCUCCAAAGAAAAAUGCAUGAAACAGACUUCAUUCUGUCAAUUCAAAGGGCAUCUGAGAUAAGUGUCAUCACACACCCAUCCAACAGAUGGAAAAACCAUGGAAGUGGAAGGGAAUUACAGAAGCAUCAGCAGACCUCAAACCAGAACACUCAACUCCCCUCAUCCCAAUCUUAACUCAAAUGUAUGAUUAUUGGUUUGAUAUUACAGACUCCAUAUCUGCAACCUCGAAUAUCUACAAAACUGGAGUGGGAAUAUUUUAAAAGAACUCUUACCAACCAAGGAUUGAAAUGAUAAUGCAAAUAGAAAGCAUUUGGCAUGGUAUGGGGAAUGCAAACACGGAAGCCUAAGAGAGCUAAUCAAAGAGCUCACUGUGAACUGCCCUAUUUUUUAUUCACUAUGGUCCUCCAGUAUGUGAUGCAUUCGUAGGAACAUGAAUCAUUUCAGUUAUAACCCACAUUCUGUUCCCCUCUAGAAGCAGGUCUUUCCCAAUUGAUUAUGCCUUGUCAUCACUCUACCUGGGUGGGAGCAGAGCUAUAAUGUAAUCUAUACGGCCAAUUCGAUGGGCCGCUUGUGAGAGUUGAUUGUCAAACUGGAUCUCUCAUGGGGCAAAUCAAUAUAUAUUUUGUCUCUCCUUCAACGAGAACUGGCAAAAAUAUAAUUUACGCAACCCAACUGAUUAUUCAUUAAUCUACAUGUAAAAAUAUAUUUUCUCCACACAAAACAUUUAUUCUUCUCUGGACAUUACCUCCAUAAAGAAAAGACAGAGGGUCACUGUCAUUAACAUGUAGCCAGUGUAACUGAAUGUUGAAUUCCAUGAAAAAUUUACAUUUAUAUUUAUGCUCGCCCAGAAGGGAAUUUGGCUGAAUGACAGGCAUUUCUCUAAUGAGCUAAUCAUACCACUUCCAUUAGAUUUUCUAUUAAUGUAUGUAGAUGGACACCAUUAGUAAAGGUUUGCUUUUCUAUUCUACUUAUUUACACAGAACCCUGGCAAUACUUAAGGCUCACUAAUGUGGACCCCAGUGGAAUUUCUCAGAUACUUUGAAUAUGUAUGUAAAAACUGUCCCAUUUUCUUUAGAUGUUCUCUUAAAUAUGUAUUAUGUAAAUAUACAUGUAUGUAUAUUCCUAGACAUCUAGUGUUUGCUGUCACUAGUGACCUUCUUAUGCACUUGUAAAAACGUUAAAUUAGCAAUUACAGUGGAAAUGUAUUUCAUUGAAUAGAUUUUGUUUUGGGGAAAUAUGAAGAGAAUUGUCAUAUAUUAUUGUGCCUCCUCUGGUGUUGACGUGUAUUUGUAUCAAAAGUGCAAAAAUCCUUUUCUUCUACAAUAUAGUUACUUCAGCUUUUCCCAGAUGAAGCUAGCAAUAGUUCUAAAAGGACAAGUUGAUGUAAAAUAUCGUGACGGUUGUACUAACUUGGAGGUAUUUUAUUUGCAUUAACCAAUAAUGUUUAGGAUCUUUUGUAAUAAGUAUUAUUAAAAAUAGUGUAAUUUGUACGCUUUUGAAAUGUAUAAGAUAGUUUAAGUUAUGUCUAAGUGUACUUUUAAAAAUGUUUCUAGAUGAACAAAAUUCUGCCUUUCAUCUUCACUCUUGAGUGUGACAAGACAGGUAUUACCCUCUUUCCAUUCACACAGGCACCUCUCCUUAGACUCAACAGAACUGGGCGAAUUUGUAUUUGGAUUCUGUUAGCUUUGUCUAAAAGAAACGAAGCUAGCCAUAUAAUAACAGAGUGUCAUUAAGGAGUUAAUAAAGGUAUAUUAUUGACUAAAGCAAAAAGACAUCUUUUAAGAUGAAUAAAGAUGUAUUAGACUAUCUGAAAGUGGGCGUGUGUGAAAAUACAGUACUAAUGGGGAAAGAGCAUCAUUUUUUAUGUUAUUGGAAUGCAAGCACUUUUAUUCUUUUUCCUGACCUGCUCCAUCUGCAGGCCGUCAGCUCAUUAUCAGAGUUGGGGGUGUGACGUAAAAGGGGAUUGAGGCCGGCCGGCACUGCUGUGGCUCCCACGCAGCUCAGCGGGGGCGCGUUUGAGCAGCAGAUGGUGCCCUGGCAUGUGCUGCCCUGACCACCUCCCAUCCCUUCAGCAUCUCCCCGAGCAAUGGAAGAAGCUACGGCAUCUCCCCAAGCAUCCGUGUGCUGAUGAAAACUGAUGAUGUGGGCUUGCUCCUUGGAGUUCACCGAUCAAGGGUUAAAAUGAAAACCACCUGUGACCAAUUAUCUAGCCAUCAGUUACUAGCCCGAACGUGGCUGCUUGGGAGACAAAAAUGAAAGGUACCGACGACAAAUGAAAUAUACUCUGUGCCCAUCUUUUGGCAAGAAUCAACGAAGCCUCCAUUCAUGCACUAGGCACUCGUUGGCAGAAAUCUCUCAAUUUAAAAACAUCACUAGUUCUUGUCUUUAGAAUCACUCCUUCCAUCUUUGUGCUCAUCUUGCAUUUUUGAAACAUCUAAGUGUAAAUUCAGCUUUAAAAGCUCUAUGCGUAACGGGUUUGUUAGCAGUUUUUAGAGUUUUCUCGAUGGUUGGAAUCAGAAGGAAAUCACCAGCUUCAGUGCCUGCUUUUUACUGUAUGCGUCACUCCCCGCCCAGUCCUCAGGGGCACGGCACAGAAGACAGUCCCCACGACGACGGUGUCCCUGUAAGCAGUCUCAGGGGGUGGGAAACUGCCAGAUGCUCGAGCUGCCAGGGACCCAAGCUGUCACUGACUCCAAGAAGGAGGGACUUGCCCCAGCCAAGAACCAGACCUGCCCUUCCCACCACACCACACUGUACUCCUUCAGGGGGUUUCGGCCCUUUGCAUCCAUCCAGGUCUUUGUCAUACUGCAGCCCCCAGCUCAGGUCCCAUCUUCAGGGAAAUCACCCCGAUCCCACUGCUUCACAUUGAUUUCAUCUUCACCAUCCUACAGCCCUGUGCAUUUAGGAUAACUGACAGCACUACUUUUCCAUAUUCACCUUUAGCAAUGAAAAAGC
Molecule: messenger RNA, 8761 nt
Organism: Balaenoptera musculus (blue whale)
Lineage: Eukaryota; Metazoa; Chordata; Mammalia; Artiodactyla; Balaenopteridae
Gene: TRMT9B
Product: tRNA methyltransferase 9B (putative)
Exons: 7
Coding region: 1018-2466 (482 amino acids)
Biological process (GO): tRNA wobble uridine modification
Cellular component (GO): cytoplasm; nucleus
Molecular function (GO): tRNA binding; S-adenosylmethionine-dependent methyltransferase activity
Source: RefSeq, a predicted model, not a curated record